Molecule: messenger RNA, 1543 nt
Organism: Rhipicephalus sanguineus (brown dog tick)
Lineage: Eukaryota; Metazoa; Arthropoda; Arachnida; Ixodida; Ixodidae
Product: sulfotransferase 1C2A
Exons: 1
Coding region: 353-1318 (321 amino acids)
Biological process (GO): sulfation
Cellular component (GO): cytoplasm
Molecular function (GO): sulfotransferase activity
Source: RefSeq, a predicted model, not a curated record
GCGUAGGAAGUCGACGAAUUCUCAGUCGAGGAAUUCAAAGUUUGCAGUGAGUAUCACGGCUGCGUUUGAUAUUGCGAGCUAGCAGUUAAGAGUGUGCUAGCAAUAGGAGACCAUGCAUGGAAGGCUGAUUUCGAUGCCGUAAUGCCGUACCGGGAAAAUUAAAAGCAUGAUAUGCAAGCGCUUAGCUUAAUAUGAAAGUGGUGAAAUAGAAUAAGUAAUAGAAACUUCAAUGUAGGUGGCAUGCAUUUCAACGAAUAUAGCAGCAAGCAUUUGAUAUCUUGAUAUUUCUCUUGAACUCACAUGGAGAAAAGAUCUGCUUAAACUUUUGUGUCAAAGCGUACAUUUCUUUCUCAUGCUGCAGGGCACUGAGAAAGCCAUGGACGCGGAGAAUUACAGAUUCGUUGAUGGCCUCUGGGCGCACAAUUUCUUGCUCGAAGACAUACUACGGUCAGCGUUUUCGUACAAGCCCCGGCCUGACGACGUCUUCGUCGCCACGUACCCCAAGUGUGGAACCACGUGGACGCAGUACCUCAUCCUCAGCAUCUUGAAGAAAGGCGAUCCUCCAAAAACAAGCAUGGACUUCAUGCUGGCGUCUCCCUUCCUCGAACUGAUGGGAGCCGAAGCGGCUGAGAAGAUGGCCAGGCCGGGCGUGCUCAAGAUUCACCUACCGUUUAACAAGGCGCCCUACUCCGAGCAUGCGAAGUACAUCUGCGUUGCCAGGAACCCUUACGACGUGUGCGUCUCCUUCUACUACCACACGAAGGGCUUCACGCCGAAGUCGGUGAAAGAUGUUUCUUUCGCUGCGUUUCACGAGAUGUUCAUUUCGGGAAAGCUCUCGUGGGGCGACUACUUCGACCACCUGCUCUCGUGGUACGAACAACGCGACCGACCCAACGUACUCUUUCUAACCUACGAGGAGGCCAAGAAAGACACGGCACGCUGGGCGUUAAAGAUCGCCGACUUUCUCGGAGCAGAGUACGGUGAAGACCUGCACAAACAACCGGGUCUACUUCAUAAAGUGCUGGGAGCAUGUAGCUUGGAAAACAUGAGGUGCGUAUUCAAUGACAGCAUGCCAAAUGUUAUACAAGACCUUCUCAACUUGCCACCAGCGAAGGCCCUCAAGUCCGUUGAAGCAUAUCGUAAGCUGAAUCUUCCGCCAGAGAUGCACGAAAGUGAAGGCUUUGUGCGCAAAGGUAUUGUUGGGGACUGGAGAGCUCACUUCACACCGGAUCAGAUCACGAAGACAAAAGCCUGGAUUGAAGAAAAAACAAAGGGAACCGACGUGAUGCAGCUGUGGAGUGACAUUGACCUUCCUUGAAUACUACGGACCGGUGUGAUCACAAAGCGAGAGCGACGUUACGCGGCCGCCGGGAAAAAAAGUGACCCUUUCGUUUUCUUCAUCGGAGAAGGGUCUUCAGAACGUACUCAGGACUGCUGUGAAAUACCUCAAAACAAAAACUUCAUUGUACAUAAUGAUUUGUGUCUGUCACGACAUAAAUUCAGCUAGCAACCAAAUAAGCAUAACUGAUAAUUUUUAAAGCCU